CCCAAUCCUUCACCGUUGUCACAUCAUCUGCGAUCUACUCAACGAUUAUUGAAUUUACUUUCCAGCCGGACUGAUAUUGAUCAUCCUCUCUGUUCGGAAUGUACGCAUAUCCUUCUGACAACCCUCACUCGACAACUCGAAGAAACUAAGAAGGAACGUGAUGGCUACAUUGCAUUCGAAAAGGAGGUCAGGAAAGAGAAGGAGCGAGAGAAGGAAGGUAUGAGCAAAGAAGAAGCAGAAAGGAAGAUUGCCCAGCUGAAUGAGGACGAACAACUCGCGAUCGAGCAGCUGCGAGAGGCUGAGCGCGAGCAGAAGCAGUUGCAAGAGGAGAUGAAGGCGUUGGAAUUGGAGGAAGAAGCCCUGGGAGACGAGGAAGAGGAGUUUUGGCGAAUACACAACGUCCAACUCCUGAAAUCAACAGAACAGAGUUCUCAGUUAUCUGCCUUGCGGGCAGCAUAUGCUGCCGACUCAGCAACGUUAGAACGAUUGGAGCGAACCAAUGUGUAUAACGAUGCCUUCUGUAUAGGGCACGAUGGCGUAUUUGGUACUAUUAAUGGACUCCGCCUAGGAAGAGUUCCUGGAGUUCCUGUCGAAUGGGCCGAAAUAAACGCUGCGUGGGGACAGACUUUGCUGCUUCUGUAUACUAUCGCCCGCAAACUUGAUUUCACAUUUGAAAAUUAUCGCUUAAUUCCCAUGGGCUCCUUUUCUCGCAUUGAGAGGAUCGGCGGUGACAAAGCAACUUACGAGUUAUACGGCUCGGGAGACCUUCACCUUGGCCGUCUCCUUCAUAACCGUCGCUUCGAUUUCGCAAUGGUGGCAUUCUUGGACUGCUUAAAGCAACUCACGGAUUGGACAAAGUCACAAGAUCCUAGUUUGGAAUUUCCUCACCAGAUCGUCAAAGAUAAGAUUGGCGAGUCAUCCGUCAAACUCCAGUUCAGUCAGGAGGAGGCUUGGACUCGCUCUUUAAGGCACGUCUUGUUGGCCCUCAAAAUUCUACUCAAGUGGACGACGAAC
Molecule: messenger RNA, 1014 nt
Organism: Heterobasidion irregulare TC 32-1
Lineage: Eukaryota; Fungi; Basidiomycota; Agaricomycetes; Russulales; Bondarzewiaceae
Exons: 5
Biological process (GO): cellular response to nitrogen starvation; late endosome to vacuole transport; autophagosome assembly
Cellular component (GO): phosphatidylinositol 3-kinase complex, class III, type II; phagophore assembly site; phosphatidylinositol 3-kinase complex, class III, type I
Source: RefSeq, a predicted model, not a curated record